Ruditapes philippinarum (Manila clam) is the source of this 1716-nucleotide messenger RNA. RefSeq lists its product as uncharacterized. Gene Ontology annotation, cellular component: nucleus. The transcript has a single exon. The record is from RefSeq and is a predicted model, not a curated record. Gene Ontology annotation, molecular function: DNA binding. Lineage: Eukaryota; Metazoa; Mollusca; Bivalvia; Venerida; Veneridae. The coding region runs from base 1 to 1716 and encodes 571 amino acids.
AUGACUUCAGCUUACCAAGCUGUGAAAGAUGCCUGUAUGCCUAUUAAAACUGCUGCUCGCCAGUAUGGUGUACCCCAGACUACACUACGUGACCGUGUCCUGGGUAGAAUAGAUCCAGAUACUGUAUCCUCUGGACCACAGGCUUUAUUCUCACAAGAGCAAGAGGCUUUGUUUGUUCAGCAUCUUAAAGCCAUGGCAGAAUUGGGGUAUGGGUAUUCCCGUACUGAAGUCACCUCUCAAGCCAGUAACUUUGCCUUAUUUCUUGGCUUACGGGAUAAGAAUCAUCCACUCAGUGAUAGAUGGUUCCGUGGUUUUAUGGAUAGAUGGCCUGAGAUGAAAGUUUUGAAACCAAGAGCACUUUCCAAUUACAGAGCACAGGCUUCUUCUAAGGAAGCAAUUUCUUCUUUCUUUGAUAACCUCCAGUCUGUAUUGAAGGACAAUAAUUUGAUGGACAGCCCUGAACUAAUUUAUAAUGUUGAUGAGAAGGGUGUCCAGACUGAACACAGUCCACCUUACAUUGUUUGUACGAGUAAAACAACUCCAGCAAUAACCUCUGCCCGCUCAUCCACCACUACUAUUUUAGCCUGUGGUAAUGCUAUUGGUUCUCAAAUUCCUCCCUACUUUAUUUUCAAGGGACAGAGAAUGAGGAGUGAGUUAAUGGAGGGGUCAUCACCAGGAGCACAAGGCACCGUUACAGACAGUGGCUGGUCGAAUACUGCCAUUUUUCUUGAGUAUCUGGAAACUCACUUUCUUAAAUAUGUACAGAGACCCAAUAGUGAAACACCUGUUCUACUCAUUUAUGAUGGUCAUAAGUCACAUAUAAAUCUUCAAGUUAUCAACUGGGCAAAAGAUCAUCAUGUUAUCCUCAUGGUAUUGCCAGCUCAUACAAGUCAUAUUCUACAACCUUUAGAUGUUGGAUGUUUUGGCCCUCUCCAAAGAAUAUACAAUUCUGAAUGUCAAAAAUUUUUGAGGAACAAUCCAGCAUCUAAAAUUACAAGGUACAAUAUUUGUUCCUUGGUGUGUCCAGCAUAUGCUUCAGCUCUGUCUGUUGUAAAUCUAAGGUCAUCAUUUAAACGCAGUGGUAUAUUUCCUUUUAACCCUGCUGUUAUUACAGACAGUCAACUGGCACCAUCUAAGGCCUAUUCAACACCACAGUCUGAAUCAUGCUCCUCAUCUGAUUUACCUCAGCCAGCGUGUUCUACUGAAAAUCAGAACCAAAUUUCAAAAGAACCACAUUCAUUCUUUAAAGCUGCAGAGACAGUAAUAGUAAAUAAACAAAGGUUUGAACAAAAGACAAAAAACGCUACUUUGAGUAAAAUUGUUUCUGGGAAAUCAAUUACAACUUCUGAAAUUGAAAAACAAAUUACUGAUCAUCAAAAUGAAAUGAGUUCAAAGUAUUCAAAAUCAAAAACUAAAAGGUCUGCAAGUGGCAAAGGUAAAACAAAUAAGGUACAUAAACGUCAAAAAGUGGUUGCUAGCUCUGACUCUGAAGAUUCUUCAGAUGUUUCAGAUGAUGAGAAAUGUUGUGUUUGUAAACUUUUUCAACCAAAAGAACUACAAAACUGUGUUUCUCUGGUGUUCACUUCAUGGGCUCAAUGUGACUUCCAGUCUUGCAAUCACUGGACACAUCUAAAGUACUGUUGCAAAGAGACUGUAGUGAGGACACAUGAUGUCUUCAUCUGUCCAUGCCAUAACACUGAAAAUACUGAGGUAUAA